GCGCGGGGCGGGAUCCCGCCCGGCACCAUCAAGUAGCCCCGGGAACGGCCGGCACCGCGGAGCGGUGGGCGGCCGCAGAGGCCGAGCGCUGCGCCGGUUCCCGCCGGACCUCGGCCAGUGCCCGCGCGGCCGCGUCCUGCGCAACGCUGCCCGCCUCGGCCCGCCAUGCGCCCCCCUACCCCGGCCGCGCUGGGGCUGCUGCUGCUGCUGCUGCUGCCGCCGCCGCCUGGUGAGACCGCCAAGAAGGCGACGCCCUGCAAGCGCUGCCGGGAGCUGGUGGACAAGUUCAACCAGGGAAUGGUGGACACCGCAAAGAAGAACUUUGGCGGCGGGAACACGGCUUGGGAGGAAAAGGCGCUAUCCAAGUAUGAAUUCAGCGAGGUCCGGCUGCUGGAGAUCAUGGAGAGCCUGUGUGGCAGCAGUGACUUCGACUGUCACAGCAUGCUGGAGGAGCAUGAGGAACGCCUGGAGGCCUGGUGGCUGAGGCUGAAGAAGGAGUAUCCUGACUUAUUUGAAUGGUUUUGUGUGAAAACCCUGGAAGUUUGCUGUUCGCCAGGAACGUACGGGCCAGACUGCCUUGCGUGCCAGGGCGGGUCCCAGAGGCCCUGCAGCGGGAACGGGCACUGCAGCGGGGACGGCAGCAGGCAGGGGGACGGGUCCUGCCAGUGCCACCCUGGGUACCAGGGGGCCACGUGCACCGACUGCGUGGAUGGCUACUUCAGCUCGCUGAGGAAUGAGACGCACAGCAUCUGCACAGCCUGUGACGAGUCGUGUAAGAUGUGCACGGGUCCCACCAACAGAGACUGCGGCCAGUGCCAAGCGGGCUGGGUGCGGGAGGACGGCGCCUGCGUGGACGUGGACGAGUGCGCGGCCGAGACGCCUCCGUGCGGCGACCAGCAGUACUGCGAGAACGUCAACGGCUCGUUCGUGUGCGAAGAAUGUGAUUCUACCUGUGUGGGCUGCACGGGGAAGGGUCCAGAACAGUGUAGAGAGUGCGUCCCGGGCUACACCAAGGAGAGCGGCCAGUGUGCAGACGUAGACGAGUGCUCGCUGGCGGAAAAAGUGUGCACGAGAGAAAGCGAGAACUGUUACAACACCCCUGGGAGCUACGUGUGCGUGUGUCCCGAGGGCUUCGAGGAGACGGAAACAGCCUGUGUGCGGACGCAGACCGCCGCGGACGGCCCAGCUGACAGCUCCUGGGUUAGGAGGUCACCACGGCUCCCGGGAGAUGUGGCUCUUCCCACGAGGCUCCUAGAAGUGCUGCGACAGCACGGAGUGGAAGGGACGCGUCUUCCCCAACGAGUAGGUUGUGCCGCAGAAUCCAGGAGCCCCCGGCCCCGAGCGGGGUAAAGCCCAGCGAGCACACAGCCUCGUAGGACACCCCGAGCACCAAGGACAGGAGCGCACCAGGCGCCAAGGGAGCGAGGACACAGCAGAGGACGGGACAGCAGCCACACGCCACCUCUGCCUCGGCGUGGCCUCCCCGCCCACGCCCCUCCCCAUCAUCCAUCCGGGCCCCCGUCCCGCCCAGCUGAUUCCGGAGCGCCUGGCCGCCCCCCCCUCGCUGUGGGGCCAGCGGGCCGCCACGUCCGGGAGGAGCCAGCGCCACCCCGUCGGGACGUUUGUGCCCGCGCUCCGCCCCAGCCCCGUGAAAACCUUGCGGCCUCAGCCUCGGGGCCCUCGUGCGGGGAUUUUACCAACUCUGUUUGUUUCCUGGCAGAAGUCCCAGAAGACCCAACGCAGCCGCCCGCGCGGGAAG
This is a messenger RNA of Prionailurus viverrinus (fishing cat), 1759 nucleotides long. RefSeq names its product cysteine rich with EGF like domains 2 (gene CRELD2). The record is from RefSeq and is a predicted model, not a curated record. Gene Ontology annotation, molecular function: calcium ion binding. NCBI's taxonomy places the organism in Eukaryota, Metazoa, Chordata, Mammalia, Carnivora, Felidae. Bases 166 to 1350 code for a protein of 394 amino acids. The transcript has 10 exons.